This is a messenger RNA of Rangifer tarandus platyrhynchus (Svalbard reindeer), 1224 nucleotides long. NCBI's taxonomy places the organism in Eukaryota, Metazoa, Chordata, Mammalia, Artiodactyla, Cervidae. The record is from the annotation of a GenBank genome assembly.
AUGCGCUGGGUCCGCGCGCUGCUGAAGAAUGCGUCCCUGGCAGGGGCACCCAAAUACAUCGAGCACUUCAGCAAGUUCUCCCCAUCCCCGCUGUCCAUGAAGCAGUUUCUGGACUUCGGGUCCAGCAAUGCCUGUGAGAAAACGUCGUUCACUUUCCUCAGGCAGGAGCUGCCUGUGCGCCUAGCCAACAUCAUGAAGGAGAUCAACCUGCUUCCUGACCGGGUGCUGAGCACACCCUCGGUGCAGCUGGUACAGAGCUGGUAUGUCCAGAGUCUCCUGGACAUCAUGGAGUUCCUGGACAAGGACCCUGAGGACCAUCGGACCCUGAGCCAGUUCACUGAUGCCCUGGUCACCAUCCGGAACCGCCACAAUGACGUGGUGCCCACAAUGGCUCAGGGCGUGCUGGAGUACAAGGACACCUAUGGCGACGACCCCGUCUCCAACCAGAACAUCCAGUACUUCUUGGACCGCUUCUACCUCAGCCGCAUCUCCAUCCGCAUGCUCAUCAACCAGCACACCCUGCUCUUUGAUGGCAGAACCAACCCUGCCCACCCCAAACACAUCGGCAGCAUCGACCCCAACUGCAACAUCUCUGAGGUGGUGAAGGAUGCCUACGACAUGGCCAAGCUCCUGUGUGACAAGUAUUACAUGGCCUCUCCUGACCUGGAGAUCCAGGAGAUCAAUGCAUGCAACUCCAAACAGCCAAUUCACAUGGUUUAUGUCCCCUCCCACCUCUACCACAUGCUUUUUGAACUCUUCAAGAAUGCCAUGCGAGCAACUGUGGAAAGCCAUGAAUCCAGCCUCACUCUUCCACCUAUCAAGGUCAUGGUGGCCUUGGGCGAGGAAGAUCUUUCCAUCAAAAUGAGUGACCGAGGUGGGGGUGUUCCCUUGAGGAAGAUUGAGCGACUCUUCAGUUACAUGUACUCCACAGCUCCCAUGCCCCAGCCUGGCACCGGGGGAACCCCACUGGCUGGCUUCGGGUAUGGGCUCCCCAUUUCCCGCCUCUAUGCCAAGUACUUCCAGGGGGACCUGCAGCUCUUCUCCAUGGAGGGCUUUGGGACCGAUGCUGUCAUCUAUCUCAAGGCCCUGUCCACGGACUCAGUGGAGCGCCUGCCUGUCUACAACAAGUCAGCCUGGCGCCACUACCAGACCAUCCAGGAGGCCGGCGAUUGGUGUGUGCCCAGCACGGAGCCCAAGAACACGUCCACGUACCGUGUGAGCUAG